AUCAUAAAUCUACAUAUUUUUUCACUUCAUUUGUCAUAGCUUUGUCGCUUCAUUUGUGAUAUUGACUAAUUGGUUGUGAAGUGGAGUAGUAUUUUGUGGGAGUUGGUAGUUAAGUAGAGCGGCAAUUUCGCAGAGGUAGAGGAGGAAAUUGCAUUUGACUAAUUCUUCACUGAAUCCAUUACCAUUUUCCUACAUCUGAGAUGGGUUUUGUUCCUCGACACCCACAAUUCUACACAGGCUUUCAUCUGAGAAUUUACCAACCUUGUCUGCAUGGACUCAAGAAUGGUGACGUUGUCCAUUUUGUUGAGCAUUCUGGCAGUUGAAGUGGUAAGAGCGCAAGACAAUGGCGGCAACGGUACGAAAGAAUUAGCAAAUAUCGACUGCAACGGCAUCUAUCUCACCUACACCUUCGAAUCUCGCAGCAGAGAGUAUCCGUAUUUGAAGAACGUGACUGCACAGCCUUGGGCCUUCAAGUCCACUGCCACAAUCACCAAUGCCGGAUUUUAUGAACUCAAAAACUGGAAAAUCUUCAUCGGCUUUCAAAACGACGAGAUUUUAGUGUCUGCCAGCAAUGCCGUUAUUACAGAUGUUGAUGAGCUCCCCGCUGCCGUCGGCAACGGAACUACACUCUCCGGCUUUCCUCAGACGGAUUUGAAGACCUCCGUCUUAACCGCUGGAGAUUUGGAUCAAAUUCAGGCCAAAGUUGAAUUGAAAGGCUCUCUUUUCGGGAUCAAGCCGCCGGGAUUCCCUAUGCCUCGGACUAUCAAACUUGCAAACGACGGAUACAAGUGCCCUGCUCCAACUCGGAAAGGAGGGACGAUGAGUGCUUGCUGCGUGAGGGAUUUGAAGGCAAAGCUGAAGAAGACGACGCGGAAGUACAUGCCGCGGCAGAAAGGCGACCUGAUGAUGACGUACGACGUGUUGCAGGCGUACGGGAACAACUACCUCGCUCAAGUGACGAUGGAGAACGAGAAUCCUCUGGGGCGGCUGGAUCACUGGAAUCUGACAUGGGAGUGGAAGAGAGGAGAGUUCAUUAACUCAAUGAGAGGCGCCUACACUCGUAAAAAGGAUAUCUCAGAGUGCACCUACGGCGCCGCCGGUCAGUACUAUCAGGAUUUCGAUUUCUCCAAAGUGAUGACGUGUGAGAAGAAGCCCAUCAUAGGUGAUCUGCCACCAGACAGAGAGAAAGACAAAGAGGUCGGGAAUAUCCCCUUCUGCUGCAGGAACGGCACCUUGCUGCCCACCACCAUGAACCACACCAAAUCCAAGUCGGUCUUCCAGAUGCAGGUCUACAAAAUGCCACCCGAUUUGAACCGAACAGCUCUCUACCCUCCCGAGAAAUGGAAAAUCGUGGGUGUCGUCAAUCCGCAGUACAAAUGCGGGCAGGUAAUACGAGUCGACCCCACAGAGUUCCCCGACCCCACCGGCCUCCAGAGCGUCACCUUAGCAAUCGCAACGUGGCAAGUGGUGUGCAACAUCACGCGGCCCAAGAAGGGGGAGACGCGCUGCUGCGCCUCCUUCUCCGCUUACUACAACGACUCCGUGGUGCCCUGCAACGCGUGCGCGUGCGGCUGCUCCAGCACCAGGCGCUGCAACGCCCACGAGCAGCUUCUGCUCCCUCCCGAGACGCUCCUCGUCCCGUUCGCCAACAGAACGAAGAAGGCCGUGACUUGGGCAAGAAUCAAGCAUUUGAGGCUCCCCAGACCGCUGCCCUGCCCCGACAACUGCCGCGUCAGCGUUAACUGGCACCUGGCCACCAACCACGUCAAUGGCUGGUCCGCUCAUGUCACCAUGUUCAACUGGGGAGACAUUGAUUUCGCAGAUUGGUUCAUCGCUGUUCAGCUCGACACCACCGCCGCCGGUUUCCAGAAAGCUUAUUCUUUCAACGGCACGCUUCUCAAAGACCUCAACGGCACCAUCUUCAUGACCGGCUUGCCCGGUCUCAAUUAUUUGGUCGCCCAGACUAACGGAACGCACCCUAGUCGGGACCCUAAAGUACCCGGUAAGCAGCAGUCGGUUAUCUCCUUCCACAAGAAGCACUUAGGUAGUAGGCCCACUGCAGACCGUGAAUUGUUUCCUACCAAGCUCUUUUUCAAUGGGGAAGAAUGUGCGCUGCCUCCUAUCCUUCCAGAAGCUCGCGCUUCUUGCCGUGCUGCACAUUUUCAGACUGUUGCAUUGCUCGCGUCUAUCACCUUUUUGUUUCUCAUCUUCUAGUACAUCACAAAUAUUCUUCACUCCGCUAACUUCUAACUAUCUCAAAUUAAUAUGUUUUGCCAUAAUUUUUACCGUCUUGCCAUAAUAAAACAAAUUAAGAUCGUAAUCAACACUUCAUCAAGACUUGUCUUUCUCAGAUUGUGAUAUAGACUGCAUAGGAACUAUCCCCCCUCGUUUUGGCCUUUUCUGUAACAAACUUAACAGCUAAUUUUACAACCGCUAGUACUAUAUAUCACAACCUCGAACAACUAACUCAAGAAAAAAAAAAAAAAGUGAUGAUGAGAAUCCCAAAAUCCUUAAAAAUAUGUGGUGGUGUCACUGCACUUGUGAUAGUAAGUCUUUUCGUGAUAGUGCUAGUUCUGUGGCUAACAGUGCUGAAACCUAAACAACCCAAAAUCACGAUGCAGCAAGCCACCUUAAAACAUCUACACUUUUAUGAUCUCCAAAUCAACGUUACGCUGGGGCUGCUGCUGACCGUGAAGAACCCUAACCACGCGAGCUUCAGGUACGAGAACACGACGGCCUACAUAAGCUAUCGCGGAUCGCCUGUAGCUGAAGCGCCCAUAGAAGCGGACACCAUACCGGCGCGUAGGGAUCACGACAUCAGCACGGAUUUAGUAGUGGACGCGGACAGAUUGGUGGCUAAUAGUGGUUUUCUGGGGGAUGUGCUGGCCGGCUGCCUCAACUUCACGUCGUCCACCACUCUCCACGGCAGAGCCAAGGUGCUCAACUUAUUCAAGAUUACGGCCACCACUUAUAGCACCUGUGACAUCUCGGUAUAUAUCUUUUAUGGGAAUGCAACUUCUGUGUGCAAUUCCAAAUUUAAAUACUAGAUCAAUUUUUGUUCCUACAAUAAGGUGUUGUUUAGGAAAUUUAUCUGAUUUAUGUCAAAUGAGCUUCCAAAGGCUUUAAGAAAAUUUACAAUAUAUAUGUUCUAUUUCCU
Molecule: messenger RNA, 3157 nt
Organism: Salvia miltiorrhiza (redroot sage)
Lineage: Eukaryota; Viridiplantae; Streptophyta; Magnoliopsida; Lamiales; Lamiaceae
Product: COBRA-like protein 10
Exons: 2
Coding region: 271-2214 (647 amino acids)
Biological process (GO): cellulose microfibril organization
Cellular component (GO): membrane
Source: RefSeq, a predicted model, not a curated record